AUGGCCGAAGCCGGGCCCUCCACCCCGCGAAAAUCGCCGCCGCGCACAUCCCACACGCCCGAGUCGCAGCAGCCCAUCGCGAGCUCCUCGGCCAUCCGGCUCGACUCCGAGCCUCCCAAACCGCGCCCAAAGAAGAAAAAGAAGAAGAAGCCCGCCCGGCGCUCAAACUCCAAUUCGAACACAAACGGAAGCGGCGGUGGCGAGACGGCCAUGGCGUCGCUCGAGUCGUUCCUCGACCGCCGCGAGUCGCGGAUUGAGCAUCUCAAGUCCGAGUCGAACAGGCUGAGCUCCGAGGCGGCGAGGCUGGAUAAACAAAGGCUGCAGAUUGAGCGCGAGGCGGCGCGGCUCGAGCAGGCGGGCGCGAAGAUGUGCCAGGACGCGCUGGCGAAGAUCGUCGCCGUUGGCGGGGACCCGUCGAACUUAGACCCGAACGCUGUACCGGAGGGCCUGCUCGGGCUGCAGCGCGAUACGCAGAGGAUCGAGGUGUCGCUGCGGACGUGGGAGGCGGCGUAUAAGCGCCUGGAGAAGGACGCGCACGAGAUUGAGUUGGAGUUGAAGCAGUUGGAUGAGGAGAGGAGGGCGGUUAUGUAUGCCGUUGAAGAGGGUUAG
Peniophora sp. CBMAI 1063 is the source of this 609-nucleotide messenger RNA. Lineage: Eukaryota; Fungi; Basidiomycota; Agaricomycetes; Russulales; Peniophoraceae. The record is from the annotation of a GenBank genome assembly.